AUGAGCUUGUCCUUCCUCUUCCUCCUCCUCCUCCUCUUCCUCGGCCACCUGAUCCGCAGCUCCCGGGCUGAAGAGAAGCAACUCCUUCCCAAAGCGCAACUAGGACCCACAGCCAGUAACCGGAAUCGAGGGGGCAGCGGCAGUAGGGGUAGAAACAGCACUUCUCCCUUGGCUUCUUCCUCAUCUUCCUUCUCUGCCUCCUCCUCCUCUUCCUUGGGAAUUAAAGGCAGCGGCUCGGAGCGGAGCAGCUUUCAGUGGAGCCCAUCAGGGCGCCGGACUGGCAGUCUUUACUGCAGAGUUGGUAUCGGUUUCCAUCUGCAAAUCCAUCCGGAUGGCAAAGUCAACGGCUCCCACGAAGCCAAUAUGCUAAGUAUUUUGGAAAUAUUUGCUGUGUCUCAGGGGAUUGUAGGAAUACGAGGAGUUUUCAGCAACAAAUUUUUAGCGAUGUCAAAAAAGGGAAAACUCCAUGCAAGUGCCAGGUUUACGGAUGAUUGCAAAUUCAAGGAGCGGUUUCAAGAAAACAGCUAUAAUACCUAUGCCUCAGCCAUCUACAAGACAGAAAAGACUGGGAGAGAAUGGUAUGUGGCAUUGAACAAACGGGGUAAAGCCAAGAGAGGCUGCAGCCCAAGGGUCAAACCCCAACAUAUUUCUACCCAUUUCCUUCCAAGAUUCAAACAGUCAGAGCAGCCAGAACUUUCUUUUACAGUGACUGUUCCAGAAAAAAACAAGCGACCUCCUCACCUGGUCAAACCAAAGGUCCCCCUUCCUACACCUCGAAAGAAACCAAAUACAGUCAAAUAUAGACUCAAGUUUCGCUUUGGAUAG
Trichosurus vulpecula (common brushtail) is the source of this 825-nucleotide messenger RNA. It is a transcript of the gene FGF5, whose product is annotated as fibroblast growth factor 5. Gene Ontology annotation, molecular function: growth factor activity; fibroblast growth factor receptor binding. The transcript is spliced from 3 exons. Gene Ontology annotation, biological process: positive regulation of protein phosphorylation; animal organ morphogenesis; regulation of cell migration. Gene Ontology annotation, cellular component: cytoplasm. Bases 1 to 825 code for a protein of 274 amino acids. The record is from RefSeq and is a predicted model, not a curated record. Lineage: Eukaryota; Metazoa; Chordata; Mammalia; Diprotodontia; Phalangeridae.